Messenger RNA from Baudoinia panamericana UAMH 10762, 1380 nucleotides. RefSeq lists its product as uncharacterized. Bases 1 to 1380 code for a protein of 459 amino acids. Lineage: Eukaryota; Fungi; Ascomycota; Dothideomycetes; Mycosphaerellales; Teratosphaeriaceae. Gene Ontology annotation, cellular component: fungal-type cell wall. The transcript is spliced from 2 exons. The record is from RefSeq and is a predicted model, not a curated record. Gene Ontology annotation, molecular function: acid phosphatase activity.
AUGGCAGCUAUCGUGCUCAGUCUACUCGCUGUCGGGGCGGUUGCCAAGUUCAACCCUCUGCAACAUCUUGGAGGUAACGGUCCAUAUUUCUCUGGAUCCAAUGUCUUCAACAUCUGUCCUGAGCCUCCGUCUGGGUGUACGGUAGAUCAAGUAGGCUUCACAUCGCGCCAUGGCUCGCGAUACCCGGACCCAUCUGCAUAUUAUCAGUGGACCAACCUGAGCGCGAAGCCUUUCACAACAAAUGCCUCGGAAUUUCAAUUCUUGCACAACUGGCAGCCAGUUCUGCGUAACCCUAUCCCAGAGCUUUCGGAGCUGUCCAUAGGAGGCUAUAGGGAGCUAUAUGAUAUGGGAGUCCAAUACCGCUGGCUCUAUCCGACGCUGUAUACGGAGAACACACCUUUCGUACUGUGGGCGAAUCGCUACCAGGAGGGUAUCUUCCGUGUGGUUGACACGGCCAGACUCUUCGCUCGCGGUUAUGUGGGCCCCAAUGCAACGGCGGAUGGUAGCGUGUACGUAUUGAACCAAUCGGACCCGCGAUCCAUUGCCAACAGUCUGGCACCUUCGGAUCUUUGCCCAGCAUAUGUCGACAAUAGUGGUGGCGCAUAUGCGACUAACUGGUCCAACAUCUACGUGCCUCCCAUCGUCUCCCGGAUCAAUAGCUUGUUCCAAGGCCUGAAUUUCACCAGCUCAGACGUGACCCUGUUCCCGUAUUUGUGUGGUUUCGAAACGCAAAUCACUGGCCGCGUCAGCCCCUGGUGCGGCGCCUUUACCGAGCAGGAGAUUCUGCAUUACGAGUACGCUCAGGACAUCAGGUACUGGUACGGUAGCGGUCUGGGAACAACCGUCGACAAGAACCUCAUGUUGCCGUUCUUGACACAGCUUGUCCAGCGGUUUGUCGACGGGCCCAACGCUUCCUACCCCAAUGGUAAUGGCACGAACGCCUUCCAUCCCAACCCGCUCAUUGCUACGUUCACGAAUGAUGGACAGAUCAACCAGCUAGCAGCCGCUAUCGGUGUUUUCGAUGACCAGCCACCACUACCUGCUACGUACAUUCUUCAGAACCGUACGUUCCGGGCGUCCAACUUCGUUACCAUGCGCGGCACUAUCAGCUUCGAGCGCUUGAACUGUGGCACACAGGGCUUGUUCAUGCGCAUGAAGCUCAAUGACGAGGUGUAUCCGGUGCCCUCCUGCCAGCAAGGUCCGGGCAGAAGUUGCCCGCUGCAGCAGUACCAGGCUAUUAUUGCCUAUAAGAGCGCUGCAGCCGGCGACUUUCAGGUGCAAUGCGGGAUCGUGAACACAAGUGUUGUCCCGAUUGGGCAGGACAGGACCACGUUCUUGACUAACAUCAGUUUGCCGUGGGAGUACGUGGUGAGGCCGUGA